AUGAAAAUGUCUGAUGAUUUUGAGGGAUUUGCAAGCGGCAACGAAAUAUUACGAAAACACUUCGACCGUUGGGGUAAGCUCAGAUUUGGCGUUGAAGUGUUGGACACACUGACCGAUGGUGGAAUCCCGAGGCGUGGAAUAAUUGAACUGGCCGGUGAUCCGGGCGCGGGUAAAACUCAAAUUGCACUAAAGCUCGCACUCAACGUCCAGCGCCAGGUGGAUGACUGUUCCGUGGUGUACAUUUCCACCGAUCAUGCGUUUCCAUCCACGCGUUUUCUGCAGAUGGAGCGCGAAUACAAACGGCUCAAUCAUUCCGAUGGCGCUGUGCAGAACCACAAUUUCGCCGAUCACAUACUGGUGGAACGCGUGACUAAUAUGCCUACUCUGAUGGCCUGCUUAUUCGAACGUUUGCCACGUUUGCUAGAGCAAACUUUGGUCAGCCUACUAAUUAUCGACUCGAUUACGACCCCGUUUCUGGACGAGGAAGAUUAUGUCGAGCGGGCGCAAAUGUUUCGCACGAUGGUACACGAUCUGCACCGCUACCAGGAACGGUACAACAUGGCCAUCCUGGUCACCAACCAGGUACGCUGCGUGACCGAGUCUUGGACGUACGACGAUCCGCAGACCCUUCCGGCGCUCGGGUUGGCGUGGGGCAGCUUGUUACACACUCGAAUUCAGCUAUCCCGCCUGACGAAUAGCAACGACAAACGGUGUACGAUCGUUUGCGGACCAACCACUAGGGCAGCGCACGGUUUCUUUCACAUAAACAACUCGGGUCCGGCCGAUGUGGUAAAUCAAUCGGACGACGAUGGCUGA
Molecule: messenger RNA, 816 nt
Organism: Anopheles cruzii
Lineage: Eukaryota; Metazoa; Arthropoda; Insecta; Diptera; Culicidae
Product: DNA repair protein XRCC3
Exons: 3
Coding region: 1-816 (271 amino acids)
Biological process (GO): resolution of mitotic recombination intermediates; t-circle formation; double-strand break repair via synthesis-dependent strand annealing
Cellular component (GO): Rad51C-XRCC3 complex; replication fork
Molecular function (GO): four-way junction DNA binding; ATP binding; ATP hydrolysis activity
Source: RefSeq, a predicted model, not a curated record